UUGUCACUCCCUGGUUUCGUCCGAGACGGAGUGACGGGGGACAUCGAAUCCCGCGAAACCCUAGCAGCGACGAAGAAGAGAAGGGCGCGCAGGCGGCGCUGCCAUGGCGAAGAACCGGAACAAGAAGAACAAGGCCAAGAAGGGCGGCGGCGGCGUCGCCACCAUGGACACCUCCGAGGGUGGCCCAGUCGCCUCCACACCCGCGGAAGCUCCGCAACCCAUGGAUACAUCCGAGGGGAAGCAGCCAUCGUCGAAAUCGACGGUGCUCGGUUCCAUCAACAAGAAAAUAAAAAAAGGAGUACAGAUGAAAAGGUCACAGAACGCGAGGAAAAUGAAAGCAAUUGCCAAGGCCGUAUCAAAGAAUGAACAGUCCGAGGAGAAGAUCCACAAGGCAAAAAGCAAGAAGACAAGGAUUCAGUCUGCCAAGUCUCUGUAUGAUUGAAACAUUUAGUGGUUUGCAGAAUUUUGUGUACCCAUGUAAUUCUAUCUUGUAGAGCAACCAAAACUGUGUUUCUGGAAGAAUGGGAAAAAUCUGCAUUUCAAUCUUCAGCCAGCAAAGGUUGUUGGGACU
This is a messenger RNA of Panicum hallii, 571 nucleotides long. RefSeq lists its product as uncharacterized. Lineage: Eukaryota; Viridiplantae; Streptophyta; Magnoliopsida; Poales; Poaceae. The coding region runs from base 104 to 442 and encodes 112 amino acids. The record is from RefSeq and is a predicted model, not a curated record. The transcript is spliced from 3 exons.